CAGCGAGCGGAGCCGGAGUCGGGUUGGGGACCGCUGGGUGGAGGCUGGGCCACGGUGGCGCCGGGGGAGAAACGCGCGCUGCCCUGACCCGGCGCUCCCCCCCCGCCGCCGGCUGCGCGGAAUGGUACGGACCGGCCGGAGUUAAAGCCCGGGAGGCUGCGCGUCCCGCGGCGGCGGCUACGACGUUGGCGGCGACGAUGGGGCUGCGUGCGGGAGGAACGCUGGGCAGGGCCGGCGCGGGUCGGGGGGCGCCCGAGGGGCCCGGGCCGAGCGGCGGCGCGCAGGGCGGCAGCAUCCACUCGGGCUGCAUCUCCGCGGUGCACAACGUGCCACUGAGCGUGCUCAUCCGGCCGCUGCCGUCCGUGCUGGACCACGCCAAGGUGCAGAGCCUCGUGGACACGAUCCGGGAGGACCCCGACAGCGUGCCCCCCAUCGACGUCCUCUGGAUCAAAGGGUCUCAGGGAGGUGACUACUUCUACUCCUUCGGCGGCUGCCACCGCUACGCGGCCUACCAGCAGCUGCAGCGAGAGACCAUCCCUGCCAAGCUUGUCCAGUCCACUCUCUCGGACCUAAGGGUGUACCUGGGGGCAUCCACACCAGACUUGCAGUAGCAGCCUCCCUGGCACCUGCUGCCACCUUCAAGAGCCCAGAAGACACACUUGGCCUCCAGCAGGCUGGGCCAUGCAGAAGGGAUAGCAGGGGUACACUCUCUUUGAACCUGGAGAGA
Messenger RNA from Cebus imitator (Panamanian white-faced capuchin), 727 nucleotides. It is a transcript of the gene SRXN1, whose product is annotated as sulfiredoxin 1. The coding region runs from base 198 to 611 and encodes 137 amino acids. Gene Ontology annotation, cellular component: cytoplasm. Gene Ontology annotation, molecular function: sulfiredoxin activity. Gene Ontology annotation, biological process: cellular response to oxidative stress. The record is from RefSeq and is a predicted model, not a curated record. The transcript has 2 exons. NCBI's taxonomy places the organism in Eukaryota, Metazoa, Chordata, Mammalia, Primates, Cebidae.